Messenger RNA from Condylura cristata (star-nosed mole), 3712 nucleotides. It is a transcript of the gene RNF149, whose product is annotated as ring finger protein 149. The transcript is spliced from 8 exons. The record is from RefSeq and is a predicted model, not a curated record. Lineage: Eukaryota; Metazoa; Chordata; Mammalia; Eulipotyphla; Talpidae. The annotation marks the transcript as partial.
GCGCUGGCGCUGCUGGCGCUGGCCCUGUGCGCGCCCGGGGCCCGGGGCCGGGCGUUCGAGUGGUACGCCGCCGUGGUGAGUACCGAGUACGUGGACCGGCAGACCAACCAGACGGUGUGGAGCGUCUCAGAGAGCGGCCGGUUCGGCGACAGCUCGCCCAAGGAGAGAGCGCAGGGCCUCGUGGGCGUCCCGCUUGGGGCCGACCUGGAGGGCUGCGCGCCAGACACUCGCUUCCUCGUGCCCGCGCCCGGCGGCGGAGGCGCGCCCUGGGUCGCCCUAGUGGCGCGCGGGGGCUGCACCUUCAAGGAUAAGGUGCUGGUGGCUGCGCGGAGGAACGCUUCGGCGGUGGUUCUCUACAACGAGGAGCGCCACGGGAACCUCACGGGACCCAUGUCCCACGCGGGAACAGGAAGUAUAGUCGUCAUUAUGGUUAGCUACCCGAAAGGAAGAGAAAUUUUGGAUCUUGUGCAAAAAGGGAUUCCAGUCAGAAUGACCAUAGGGGUUGGCACCCGUCACGUACAGGAGUUCAUCAGUAGUCAGUCUGUGGUGUUUGUGGCCAUUGCUUUCAUCACCAUGAUGAUCAUCUCAUUAGCCUGGCUAAUAUUUUACUAUAUACAGCGUUUCCUAUAUACUGGCUCUCAGUUUGGAAGUCAGAGCCAUAGAAAAGAAACAAAGAAAGUUAUUGGCCAGCUUCCACUUCAUACUAUAAAGCACGGAGAAAAGGGAAUCGAUGUUGACGUUGAAAAUUGUGCAGUGUGUAUUGAAAAUUUUAAAGUAAAGGAUGUUAUCAGAAUUCUCCCAUGCAAGCAUAUUUUUCAUAGAAUAUGCAUUGACCCUUGGCUUUUGGAUCACCGCACGUGUCCAAUGUGUAAACUUGAUGUCAUCAAAGCCCUGGGAUAUUGGCUAGAGCUUGAGGAUGGGCCUGAGAUCCCCGCUCCAGAUCCUACGCCAGGAAGUGUUUUGGCUGCUAAUUUGAAUAUUAUUGUACAAGAGGAGGACAGAAGUGAUGUGACCAACUUACCAUCAUCUUCCACUAGUGAGUCUGUGCCACAGUGUGAUGCCAGUUUUAAGGAAGAUGCAGGUGAAAACACAGCCUUACUAGAAACAGGCAGGCGAGACCUUCAGCAUGGAGGACCAUUGUCCUAGCGUACGUCCCAUGGAUGCAUUAGGCAGAACUUUGGCUUGAAAUAAAGGAUGUUUUAACUUUUUUUUAUUUUUACUUUAGCACAUGGCUUGUAUAUUUGAAAAUAAUGUACAUUCUUUUAUCUUCCGGAUUCUGAUUUGAUAUACAAAAGUCUAAGAUAUUUUAUUCUUACAAAGACUGAUUGGUUUUCAUAUAUUUACCUACUAAAGUAUAUCAUUUACAAUGAACAAUCAUUUAGUUUAUCACAGAGACCACUAGGGAGGCGUCCUAGUCUCAAGGGGAGGUGAUGUUUCUCAGUGUUAGGAUAGUGUCUGUGCUACUGUGGAAACAAAUUAACUCUGUUUCUACAGAGUAGUUAUAAACUAAAAACACUUAAGACUAGUUGAAAUGGAGUUUUGGAAUUAAAUUUAGUAAUCAGUCAUAUGAGUUUUCUCUAGAGGAAAAACUAUUUUAGAACGUAAUGCUUGUAAAUGACAUGAAAGAAAUGUAUAGCUUUCUUGCACUUCUGUGUUAAAUAUGUUGGUUUCAAAACCUGAGGAUAUUUUGCAUUGUUUUCUGUUUGGAAUUAGGAAAACACUAGAUGUCUUUAGGAUUUGCAUUUUCCCCUGUUUAACUUCUUGAUGGGGAGUGAAAAUUGUUUGAUUUUUUUCUACAAAUGAAAAACCAAGAUUCUGUAUUGCACAUGAGCAUUAAGUUCUUCAUUGCCUUGUAAAGGAACCCAUAUAGGCGUCCUAUGACUUUGGGUAAAUGAUGAAUAUAUAUGGUACUAAGUAUACGUUACCCUUUACAAUUAAAAGGCAAUGAAGACUUUGAUUUUUAUUGUAGCAAAAAUAAUUUUAAAACAGGCUUAAUUCUACUCAUUUCUUUUUCUUAUUUUUAGGUUAAAGAAGCAGGCUAAUGUAAAGCUUUUGGAGAUGGCUCUGUUUUGUAAAGUAACUAUAUAGGUAAACAUACAUAUACCCUCUCAACCUCUGAGAGGUAAAAGUCAAGAAUGAGGGAAGAGUUAUUAAAAACUCAAAAUUGUAGUCUUUGGUUGCUUCUACACUAGUUAUUGUCUACAUUCUUUAUUUUGUGAAUUUAAAAAAAUGAGAAAAUAUAUAAUUUAAAGUAUAAUCAAAUAUAAGAUAGAAAAGUUUAGUGCUUUUUUUUUCAAGCUAUUUAACACAGUUUGAUUCUAGCUACUCAUAGUGAAAUGCUUGUUGAGUAAAUUUACUUAAAUUGCAUAUCUGGAGUCAACGUGAGGAGCUGUUGAAUAGAAAAUGACGUGCUUGGGACACUAGACAAGCAACCUCAAAAGUGUAGGUUCUCAUGGUGGCCAUUAUCUUUGAAAUCUUUUUUUUUGUGGUUCAUGGCAUUUAGGAAGCCGUGCCCUUAAUUCUAUUUGGCCUGUGUGUUUUAAGAAGCAUAUUAGGGAGAAAUGCUGAACUUGAUCAUUCUUCUUGGUAGCCAGUGAAGCUGACUUUUAAAAAGAGUACCAUGACAGAGCAAGGUAAAUUGGUUUUGAUAGUUAUAAAAGUCAUUUCUUUAUCAGCAGCUGUCAUAUAGCUUUUCUUAUUUCAAAAGUUUGAACACUUAAUUAUAUAUAGCAGACUGGAAGAAUUGUAGUCUCAUCUCUAGAAACACAAGUUUUUAAUAGAAAAAGAAUCUAGCAAUAGUAGAAAACACUUCAAUUAUCAAAAGGGAAAGUUUCCUUUAGUAGAAAAUGUUUCUUAGAUGGAAAUAAACAUGAUAAAGAAUGGUCCUAUGUACCACAUUUUUUUCUGAAACAGAGUUGAUAAGAUGCUACAAAUAUGGCAAAUGUAAAUGAAAAGCAGAGAUUUAAGAGAUGUCCUGUUUAUGGUGUAAUCGUUUUCCGUCAAGUAGUUCUCAUAAAAAUCAUUGUUUCACCUAUGUAGAAAAACUCUUUUUUAACUAUGAAAGUCACAUGCAGCAUGUCAAUGAGAUGGUGUGUCCCAGAAUGUCAAGUGCUCUCGUCCACUGCCUGCCUGUGUGCUGCUUCUGGGCUUUUCAUCAGAAAACUUCAAAGACCUGGAUUAGAGGUGGAGAAACACGGCACCUCUUGGCAGGUAAUAUGAAGAUACUAAAGGUAGAAACUGGAGCUAAAAAUAUUCAGAGAAUUCAAGAUGUGAUUUUUUUUAACAUGAUAAAUUGAUGCCAUCUGAUUAGUUAUAAGUUGAUUACAGUUAUGAAUCCAGGACAAGUUUCUUUUGCUGCAUGUAGACUGUCAUCUUUUAAACAUGCUUAAUGAAGUACCUUUUACUGGUGUCAUAAAUGUAAAUCUUGACUCAGGUUUUUAUUUAUAAAAUGUUCUAAUUAUGACAACUAUUUUUCUAACGCAGUAAAUCUAUGAUAGUAUCAUUAACUGUCAAAUAAACUCAGGAGGCAGUUACUGUCACUCUCACUUUACAAGUGAGAAAACAGACCUGUACAAGAGCUAGUGCCUUGCUCAAAAGCAGCUAAGCACAGCUUUGCAGCUAACAGUUCAGGUGUGAGCUAGGUUGCUUAAGUUAAUGUAACUUCUACUUUUGUGUUGGUUUAUCUAAAAUAAAUUUUAAGACCUUUCAAGUA